Verticillium dahliae VdLs.17 is the source of this 606-nucleotide messenger RNA. RefSeq lists its product as uncharacterized. Bases 61 to 507 code for a protein of 148 amino acids. The transcript has a single exon. The record is from RefSeq and is a predicted model, not a curated record. NCBI's taxonomy places the organism in Eukaryota, Fungi, Ascomycota, Sordariomycetes, Glomerellales, Plectosphaerellaceae.
AGGAGAAGGCGGUCAAGCAGCCAUUCUCGGUAUCGCAACCGGAAGCAAUUGCAGUGGCAGAUGGAGAAGCCAGGGACCUGCAUGGUUUGGAGGUUGGGGGGGUUAGGGGAGUCGGCUGCAGCCUCGACGGUGGACCAUUGGCGGGUCCAACUACCAACUACCAACCUUCCUUCCAUCCAAGACAGAAUGAUUGAGGGCCACCCUCCUUCCGAAGCGCUCCCUGAAAUGGACCCCAGCUUCAGCGUCCCAGCCGCUACUGGGACACUACUGGAUACGUCGACAGGUAGUGCAGGACCACACUCCCUUUUGAUGGGCCCCGAGCCUUCAGUGAGCUCCAAACAAAACUGCAUUGUCAAGGCGAGAAAAAAGUCACAUGCACCCAGCCCGAGCUUCGAGCUUGAGUCCCUCCUGCCUGCCACUCACCACGCAGGUAGGGAGGACUGGACAGUAGUGGACGGGAGGUGGGCCUGCCACAGCAGCGUGCAUCCUCCAGUAUGCAGCCGAUGAGGGUCCUCCCACGUACAAAUGCCAUUCAUCGUACAUGCUUGCGUGGUAGGGGUCAGGUAUGGGUGCAGGCUACUAGCAUCAGACGGACUCGUCCGCCCC